This is a messenger RNA of Nomia melanderi (Alkali bee), 2132 nucleotides long. Its product is annotated as E3 ubiquitin-protein ligase RNF14. Gene Ontology annotation, molecular function: zinc ion binding; ubiquitin-protein transferase activity; protein binding. The record is from RefSeq and is a predicted model, not a curated record. Lineage: Eukaryota; Metazoa; Arthropoda; Insecta; Hymenoptera; Halictidae. Gene Ontology annotation, biological process: protein ubiquitination.
UAGCGUUGUCAUUGCGAAACAAUUAAUCUUUGUAUAUUCUUUUUUGCUUUGCAUUUUUUCGUUUUGGUGACUGUAUUCUCAAAGUUGCUUACGUUGUUGACACUAGACUUACGGAACCCGUCAGUUUGACAGAUAUUGAGUUUUUUUAAACAUUAUUUAGUAACAGUUUAAGUCGAUUUUCAUUCGUGUGAUUAUGCGAAUACGCAUCGCGUUACUCUGGUUUUCGAUCUACAAUUUUCACGAUUUAUACAGACGAACACGUAGUUUCCUAGGAACAAUAGAAUAAAGUGUAGAAUAAACGUCCGUAAAUCUAGUGUUAACUGUGCUUUUUCAUUUGAACCGAAAGUGCUAACAGGUUAUAGCCAAGUCUCCAUUUGUACUCCUGUCAAUUAAUUAAUUCGAAUUGAUGGAUAGUGAAAAACAAAAGGACGAGAUUAUUGCACUGGAAAGUAUUUACAAUACGGAAGAGUUUUCUUAUUAUGAAGAAAAUGAUCAUUACCAAUGCACUUUUAAGAUAUUUAUAAGUCUUCCAAUGGAGUAUUGUGUUACUUACAAAGAUUGCAGACACACGGAAGAACCUUUGCAAAAGAUUCAAAUAUCUCAUUUACCACCUUUGACAUUAUACAUCAUUUUACCAGAGGAUUAUCCUUCAGCAUCGCCACCAAAAUUUACUUUAUGCUCGUCUUGGUUACGUCUCCCGUUGUUAGGUAAAUUAUGUAAAAAAUUAGAUCAGCUCUGGGAAGAAAAUAAAGGGCAAGAGAUUUUGUUUACAUGGGUAGGCUUUUUACAUGAUGAAACUUUAGAGUUUCUGAACAUACAAGAGAGUAUUAAUAUAAGCAGCGUUUAUACACGUUACCAAGAAGCUUUAGAAAAAGCGCAAGGUGUUGUAAAAAAUAAGGUAGCAGACAAUGUAGACAAAGAAUCCAUCGUUGAAGAUGUAAAAAACAAAGCAAAGGCAAAUGUCAAUACUCAGUAUGCGAGUAAAAAGAAUUUUAUACACGAGUACUACGAUAAGAGAGCCAUUUUAGAUGGUCCAGUUGGGAGGAAUCCUAUUCAAGUAUUAAUUGAUUAUAAUGAGAAACGCAAUCGGAUUGAAUUCAAAAAGAAUUUCAACACUUGUAAGAUAUGUUUUGUGGAUAAGUUGGGAGAACAUUGUACACAAUUUUUGCCGUGUACUCAUGUGUUCUGUAAAGAUUGCAUAACCGGUUAUCUAGAGGUCAGAAUUAAAGAUGGAAAUGUCCAAAAUAUUUAUUGCCCCGAAGAAAAGUGUUCCUCUGAAGCAACUCCUGCUCAGAUAAAAGAACUAGUAAGUUCAGAAUUAUUCGCAAAGUAUGAUUCUAUCCUUCUAAGCGCAACAUUAGACACUAUGAAGGAUAUAAUAUACUGCCCAAGGCGUAAUUGUCAGUAUCCAGUUAGCUGUGAACCAAAUGAACCAAUGGCAAAUUGCCCAGUAUGUCAAUAUGCAUUUUGCAUUUAUUGUAAAAUGGGAUAUCAUGGUAUAGAACCGUGUAGGAUUUAUUCAGAUAAAAUGCAGCAGUUAGUAACUGAAUAUCAAACAGCGUCUACCGAAAGGAGACUUGAAAUAGAACUACGCUACGGUAAAAAACAACUGCAAACAUUAGUAGAAAAUUCUAUGUCUGAGAAUUGGAUUAAGACCAACAGUCAAAAGUGCCCUAAAUGUCAUGUUGCUAUUGAGAAGUUACAUGGCUGCAAUAAGAUGGUAUGCUGGCGUUGUAAUACAUUCUUCUGUUGGUUGUGUUCCGCUAUACUCAAUCGCUUAGCACCAUACGAACACUUUCAAAAUUCAAAGUCCGCGUGCUUUAAUAUGUUAUACCAUGGAAUUAUAGACGACGAGGAAUGGGAUGAUGAAUGGAUGAUUUUAAUAUAACGUUAAAGCAAAUAAAACAGAUAUUUACUCGAAAAAUUAAUAACUGUUACCAGCUCUCCCAUGAAUAUAUUGUAUUUUAUUUGAGUUUUCAUGAUUCAAAAAUUUUAGUCAAACAAAAAUCUUCUUUUCUAUGAAAUUCGUAUUUGUUACUAAUUAUAUUUAUAUGUAAUAGCGGGCUUCAACUGAAAUACGUAUAUUUAUGUUAAACCUAUUGUGUAAAUACCAAAUAAAUUACGAAACAUUA